Messenger RNA from Hermetia illucens (black soldier fly), 1561 nucleotides. RefSeq names its product probable cytochrome P450 6a14. Gene Ontology annotation, molecular function: oxidoreductase activity, acting on paired donors, with incorporation or reduction of molecular oxygen; iron ion binding; monooxygenase activity. The record is from RefSeq and is a predicted model, not a curated record. Lineage: Eukaryota; Metazoa; Arthropoda; Insecta; Diptera; Stratiomyidae. The transcript has 2 exons. Bases 35 to 1546 code for a protein of 503 amino acids.
ACUGUGUGGCAGUUUUUAGUAAGCUUCAGACAAGAUGGGUUCUUUAUCUAUUGUUUUCUGGUUUUUGAUUAGCAUUGUGUCCCUGAUUUACAUUUAUUUCAAGAAAAAAUACUCGUAUUGGAAGGAUCGCGGUGUGAAUUAUGCCGAGCCGAUAUUUCCCAUGGGGAAUUUACCAUCUCGGAAAGCGCAUUUUAAAGAUUUCCUUAUCAGCGUCUACAAGUAUAAAAAUGAAAACCCCUUCGUGGGCGCUUAUAUAAUAGCGAAACCAAUAGUAAUUCCAACGAGUCUCGAUUUCAUUCAGAACAUCCUAGUGAAAGACUUCAGUAACUUCCAUGAACGUGGAGCAUACUUGAAUGAAGAAGAUGACCCUUUGGCUGCCCACAUGUUUUCCGUGGAUGGAGAGAAGUGGAAGUUUCUACGUACCAAACUAUCUCCGACAUUUACAUCCGGCAAAAUGAAGUUCAUGUUCUCGACAGUUGUAGAUGUAGCGAAUCGAUUUAAUGAUACUAUCGCGAAUGUUGUGAAACCGGGACUUGGGUCGGAAUUGGAGAUCCGAGAUCUGCUUGCCAGAUUCACCACAGAUGUGAUAGGUUCUUGUGCAUUUGGAAUAGAAUGUAAUAGUUUGAAAGAUCCCAACUCAGCUUUCCGCUAUUAUGGAAGGAAAAUAUUCGAAGAUGCUCCAAUCGGAGCUGGAACACUGUUGUUAGCUUUUCAGUAUCCGGAUUUAGCAAAGAAAUUGCAUAUUACGCUGACGCGGAAAGAAGUGAUCAACUUUUUCAUGAACACAGUUCGAGAAACAAUUGAUUAUCGGGAGAAAAAUAAUGUCAAACGGAACGAUUUCAUGAAUUUUCUGAUCCAAUUGAAAAAUGGCGAGAGUAUAGACGAUGAAAGUGCAAACCAGAUGAGAAAAUUGACCAUCAAAGAAGUUGCUGCACAAGCAUUCCUGUUUUUUGCUGGCGGAUUUGAAACUUCAUCCACAACAAUGGCCUAUUGCUUAUAUGAAUUGGCGUUGAAUCCUGAGAUUCAAGAAAAAGCUCGACAAGAAAUCAGGGAUAUAUUGGCGAAACACGAAGACAAACUUACCUACGAAGCAAUCCAGGAGAUGACAUACAUUGACCAAAUAAUAAAUGAAGCUCUUCGCAAGUAUCCACCAGCGGUAUUUCUCAUCAGAAAAGCAGCCCAAGAUUACCAGAUACCCAACACAAAAACAAUCAUUGAAAAAGGGCAGGAAAUAAUGAUUCCAGUUUAUUGUAUCCAUCAUGAUCCAGAAAUAUAUAUGAAUCCAGAAUCUUUUGACCCAACACGUUUUUCACCAGAGCAGACAAGAAAGCGGUAUCCAAUGUCUUUCUUAGGUUUUGGUGAUGGACCUAGAAAUUGCAUUGGAAUGCGUUUUGCAAAAAUGCAGAUAAGGAUUGGGUUAAUCACGUUGUUACAUAAUUAUCGAUUUAAACCGUCGUCCAAAACUGUAAUUCCAUUAAUUUAUGACUCAGACAUGACCAUACUCACUCCGAGAGGUGGAAUGUAUCUUGGAGUCGAGAAAAACUGAAAAAUAUUAUAAAGU